Harpegnathos saltator (Jerdon's jumping ant) is the source of this 8869-nucleotide messenger RNA. RefSeq names its product capping protein regulator and myosin 1 linker 1 leucine rich repeat protein (gene LRR). Gene Ontology annotation, biological process: regulation of Arp2/3 complex-mediated actin nucleation; cell migration. Gene Ontology annotation, molecular function: protein binding. The transcript has 24 exons. The record is from RefSeq and is a predicted model, not a curated record. Lineage: Eukaryota; Metazoa; Arthropoda; Insecta; Hymenoptera; Formicidae. Gene Ontology annotation, cellular component: lamellipodium; plasma membrane. Bases 192 to 4652 code for a protein of 1486 amino acids.
CCAUCGCAGACCAAUAGUAGACAGGUGCCAACAUGGCUGCUACUGCACUGCCUCGUCUUCUCGUGACAUCGCCCUUUGUCCUGGCAACGAUAGUUUAAUUUACGUCGAAAAGUUCUGAUCAGCGACACGCGAGAGACGACACAUCCUUUAGAUGGAACGGCGAACUUCAAUGGAAGACUUCAGCUAGCAAGAUGUCAACCCGCUCGCAGCUCACGAAAGAUCUGAACGAAUCGGUGAAAGCGUUACUUGGCAAGCAUGUGAAAAUACUGUUAAAAAACGUGGUGAAACUAGAAACGAAGCAGGAUAAACAGGAAAAUCGUGUUCUCGUAUUUUCACCAUGUCGCCUCUUUCUCUUAUCGGCCAAAGUACCCACAAGAAUCGACUGCCAUUUUCAUUAUUUAGAGAUAACGGCCAUAGAGUCCAAACGAGCAAAUCAGCUAUGUUUGACUGUCGGAGAACGAUAUUACAAUUUUACUACAACCAGCGUAGGUAUAGAUACUACAGAAGUGGACGCUAUGAUAGAGGCCUUACACACGGCGAUUCGAAAUAUCUUCCCUACAGUACCGCUAAAUUAUAUUAUACGAAAGAUAGAAGUAAUACCAGCUAGCAGAUUGCAAAGUAUAAGAGGCAGUGAAUUAGCCAGAAGCACAGAAGCUACGAGACACACGGGUCCAUGUGGUGGUUUCUCAACACAAUAUGCAUGUAUGUGCGAUCUACAUGGCGUGCCGUACAGAGAGGAAGUGGCUUGGGACGUCGAUACGAUAUAUCUUUCGCACGACACGAGGGAGCUGAAUUUAAGAGACUUUGAUCAUUUGGAUCAGAAGGACUUGGUACCGAUUAUCUCAGCUUUGGAAUACAACACCUGGUUCACAAAAUUAAGAGCAUCCCAUCUUAAGCUGAGCCAUGAGCCCUUGGAGCGACUGUUACACGUUAUGCGAAGAUCCUUGUCCAUUCAGGAACUUUAUCUGGACAAUCUCGGGAUCAAAUGGGAUUUCGCUCACAAGCUGUCGUUGGCCUUAAUUUCUAAUGCUAACACGAUGCUGCAAACGAUAGAUCUGUCGCACAAUACGAUUGAGGACAAAGGAGCCUCUAGCUUGUGUGGGAUAAUAGCCAAGUUAAUGCAAGGUGGCACGCACCUGAGUGGUCCUAUUGGCAAGCUACCUAAGGGUCUGCAGAAGUUGAACCUGGCCCACUGCGGAUUAACCGGCAAGGGAGUGGGCCAGAUAGCGCAUGCGUUAAGCUUGAACAGAAGCAUGCCGACUAGCUUGCGAUAUCUGAAUUUCUCGGAGAACACAUUGAAAGACGACAUCAAUAAUCUGUGCAAUUUUCUGGCGCAACCCAAUAGUCUAACACAUUUGGACCUUAGCGGUACUGAUACUACUUUAGAAUGUUUAUUCGGUGCAUUGCUACGGGGUUGUGCAACUAAUCUAGUCCACCUGAACGUCGCCCGGAAUUCCUUUUCGAGCAAAAAGACCAAAGAGAUACCUCCGAGUUUUAAGCAAUUCUUCACGGCUACUCUCUCGUUGAAGUACUUAAACAUAUCCUCCUGCAAACUACCGUUGGAGGCGCUGAAACACCUGCUACUCGGCCUGGCGUGCAACGAAAGUACAGUUGGCCUAGAGCUUGAUAUGAGCGGGAACAAUUUGGGUUCCAUGGGCGCCCACGUUCUGGAGUCGUGCAUUCACGGAGUUCGAUGCAUAGCGUCGCUGGAUAUAUCGGACAGUAACAUGGACGUGGAUCUGGCGCAAGUCGUAACGGCCGUAGGUAAAAACAAAUCGAUAAAGCAGCUGUACAUGGGACGCAAUACCGCCAGUAUGAAGAGCAAGCAUAUAGCCGUUGUGAUGGACGCGUUGGUGCAGAUGCUUCAGGAGGAUGACUGCGUGCUCCAAGCGUUGCAUCUGCCCGAUUCGCGAUUGAAGGGCGAUCUCUACAAUCUGAUCAACGCUCUCGGUAGUAACACGUGUCUGCACACCCUCGAUAUCAGCGGCAAUCAGAUAGGCGAUCCUGGCGCAAGGUUGCUGGCGAAAGCGUUGCAGAUCAACAAUCAUUUGCGAGCCAUCAUAUACGACAAGAACAACAUCACGUUACAAGGUUAUGCGGAUAUUGUUCACGCCCUGGAAAAAAACUGCAGCGUGCGGCACAUGCCGUUUCCGAUCUACGAUCUGCAGCCUUGCAUGAAAACGUCCGCGGAGAAGACGGAGCAAUUGGCCAAGAAGAUACAGGAUCUGCUACAGAGAAACGUCACGCCGUGCAAGUACAGUCACGGGCAGGCGUUUAGAUUGCAGCAGGGAUUUUUGUUGAGCUCUACACAACAAGUAGUCGACAGACUCGUUGUACAGACGCAGGACACUAUCAAAGCCUUAGCGGCGGAGAGCUGUGAUGCUAACAAUGACAUUAAUUAUGCGACCGGUCUCAUACAGGAUGCGGAUAAUUCCAAACAGUUAUUACCAAGAUUACACGAAGUACUGCAAAGACGGGACGAAAAUAAUCCGAUUGAAUUGAAGUUGCAUGAUAUGGCAAAUGAAAUUCACAAGGUUGUGACGGUAUAUCUACAGGAUUCUUUGGAUGCGAUGUUGAAAUGCGUGAAUGAACAGUGCCCCACCAUAUUGUCACAAACAGUGAUCAGAGGCGAUGAGAGCGAACCGAUCGCGGUACAAGAUGAUCUUCGUAAUACAUGCAAAGAGAAAAACCAAAUCAAUAACGAAUUCAUACAUACCACCAUUACCGAACAAGCUGGCGCAGAUAUCGUUAAUAGAGUCAAUGAGCUCAAUUUGGCAGUUGCUGCACAUAUAUCUGACAGAAUUACGGACGAAGUAAUUGAAUCAUUGUCAAGAAGUUAUAAAACUCUGAUUGGAGAUUGUGAUAGUCGAACGAGGAGCAGCACGCCAGAUGUUCUACGACCUAGCGCCGGCUCAAUGAGCAGUGGAAGCGUGAUCGGUGUGACUAGUGCAAGCGGUAUUUCUAUGACGUUACCUCCUGGUAGAGCCAGUCUCGUUUCCGAAGAGGACUGUCCGCCGGAAACAUGUUCGUUGGCAAAUUCCAUCGGCCAAUGCGUCAGUGAUCAAUCGCCGAUGAAAUUGGACUAUCUUAAUUUGGCGACGCCACAUCUGUCGAAUAAACGUAAGAGCUUGCACGGAAGAAAACUCAGACCCAAGUCUGUGGUGGAUUCGGUGGAGGGAUUGUCCGCCGAUGAUAUCCCGGAUCUCUUACCGUCGUUGCCGAAGAGCCAAGCUGAAGCUAUCUCGGAAACUGAACAUUCGCUGACAGAGUCUUUAGACUCUGUCUCGGAAUUGCCCAAUACCGUAGGUCAGCAGCUUCAGCAUCUCGUCAAAUCUAGGCCGCGCAGGACAAAGACGAGAGCACCUACGAGACCGAUGUUACGACCGGAUCAGCCGAUCGACGGUCUCGCCUUGGGCGAAGGUCUCGACGUGUUCUUCCGACCUACCACACCAACCACGCCUUUGAUAUCACCCACAAGUGAUGACAGCUCUCUACAUACUUUCCCAACGGACGGCAGUCCUAAUCUGUCGUUGACAAGCCACAAGAGCAUCCCUCCGGACAUGGAGAAGAAACACAGCUGCAAUUCGCCGAUGUUGAAGACACUCUUAGAACCCGCACCGCGUUCACGCUCCAGUGACAAUCUAGAGAAAUUCUCCCCUCUUGUCGGCAGAAGAUCUCAAGGCGAUUCUCCGUUGACCGCGUCGCCACUCGCCCGACGCAAUACCACCGACAGCGCUCAGACUCACGAGAGAUCCGGCGUGAAAGGUGAGGCCUUCGCGAAGGAGACGUGCAACAAUGCCGCUGCAAACGACGUGAGCGACGAUUCUAAGCGCAGCACGCUGACAAACGUCUCGAGUAUGAGUCCGCGUGGCUCACGCGAUAUCGACGACAGUUUCGCGAGCACGUCGGACAGGGACGCGUCGGUGACGAUGUCCAAGGAGCAGGACAGUCGCAAGAGUGGUGUAAAGAAAUCCACCACCGACACUGACAAGUCAUCCGUGAAGCUGCGGUCCACUGGCUAUGAUCUAAGAAGUCCUAUUAACGGUAAUAGUGGGGCCAAGAAUAUAUCUUCCACCGAUUCGGCCAAGUCCCCGAUAUUGAAGCCACUGGCGAAGAGCAGCGGGUCUACGAGUGACGGAAAGAGCAACGGUGCACUGUUGAAGAACAAGCCGACCCCGCCGGCGACGGCUCCUAAACCGCGACCGUGGAGUAUGACUACUGAUCGGAAAUCUGGUGAAUUCAGUCUGUUAAGCGACGGCUCCAGCCCGAACACCUCGGCGGGCAACACACCGGAUUCCGGCGAUGCUCUCGACGAGUCGACCGACAGCGGCGUCAGUGGUCCGGCUUCCUUGCCGCCGACGUUAUCAGCGAGCAGCACCGCGAGCUCGUUGAGCAACAACAGCGUCGAGAAGAGGUCGGUGAGGGAAUUGGCGGCGAGCUUGAACAAGAGUAAGGCGGACAGGAAGGAGAAUGAACAUACCGCACCUGCAGCAUGGCGGUCGUUGCUUCAACGUUCUGUCGACCGAGCGGACACCAAGGUAACGGAAGUGCCGAGAAUGGUUGAGGAGAGUCGUCUCAGCUUUAAACUUCGUCGCACGUCAUUCCUGCGCGAUUCGAACUUCAACUACAACAACGAUGUGGUUGACGUUUGAUCGGGAGCAAACGGCCGGCGUCGACGUCCCUCUACUCACACGAAGAGAGUCCUCUUCUUCCUGCGCACGCCGUGCGGAGCCGAUAUCUGGCACACCGAUGACAUACAGUAACGGUACUUCAUGUCUACGUGCCAUAGAUGGUCUCACUGCGUUCUCUAUGUACAUACCGCGAGCGGUUUUACUAUUAGCGACAGGGUACCGACAGUUUUUACAGCUACGGAGAAGCACUAAUCCGUUGUUAAGGUGGCAUUAGAAAUCUUAUACUAGUUUUGUAAUGACGUUGCGUUUUUAACGCGCGCGGCUGUAUUUCGACUUAGUCGUCAUUAGAUACGCGUUCUUCGCAAUUUACGCUUUGUACGUUUCGUGUGACGAGACCGAUUUUUCACUUUUUCAGUAAAAACGAGCUCCGACUCAGUCUCUUUGUCCUCGGGCCGUCGAGGCGUCGGGUGAAAAACCACUUCCAUUUGCAAGCAGCGUCUCAUUCCGUCGAUCCGAUUAGCGAUUAUCCGUUAGCAUCGUUACUAAGAGGCAGGUUGUUGGCAAAGUAUUUUAUUCUUCGAGGAUUCGUUUUAAUGUAUAAAUACUAUUGUAUAAAUAUUGUUUGUCUGUGCAUUUUAACAGCGAGGAUGUUUAGAAUAGACGAGUCACACGUCGCGCGAUUUCAGCCAGAUAAAUUAUGGAACUUCUUCGGUCUCACUUUCGCGUAUCGGACGUAAUGAGUAGCGACAGCGAUCGAAGCUACAUAGAACAUGUAGAAGAGAAAGAGAGAGAGGGGGGAGAGAGAGAGGGAGAGGGAGAGGCGUCUUCCAAGAUCGCGGUAGGAGCCGUGUAAUAUCGAGAUUUCGUGCACAUGCGUGACUUUCGUUUCGUUUGAAAAGAAUACAUGCAGUAACAUCCAUUUCGACUCGCGUUCUUUCGUUUUCAAUGCGGCAUGUGUGUUCUUAAACUGUGAUUGAUUCGUAGAAAUGUUCACACACGUGGGUUCGGUGCAUCGUAGUUCCUACCACGCGGUGAUACGUUCUACCGUCUGCAAAAGACGCUGACAAGCGCAUAUAGGUUAUCAGUGGCAGCUCUUAUCACAUUCGUUACUUUACCGAUGCAGCUAAUGACUCUCUUCUUAGCGAAUAUAAUGGAAUUGAUGAUGUACGAAGCGAGAUAUUGUCCAACGGACAGAUUGAUUCCGUUGCGGACUGUUGAUCUUGAUCUUCGUCGUUUGGAUUGUACAAGUUGUAAAUCGAUCUCAACUUUCAGUAUUGCGUCACUCGACGUUACUCUCUUUUUUUCUAUUCAAACCAGUUCAUAAGUAUUCUUUGUGUUUUUUUUUAUCAUCGCAGAAACUCAACCGAAUGAAAAUCAUUGAUCAUCGCCAUAAACGUAGAACUUGUGGAAAGUCGCAAUCGCUCGUGUUUUCGACAGAAAGAGAGAAAGAGAGAGUGUGUAAAAUUUUAUAGAUACAUCUCUCGCGUCGUUCGAUCGAAUAACAAUACGAAAUUAGUAUACUGAAAUUGCUCGCGUUGCGAACAUUCGAACGGCGUCUCUUGUCACAAUGAGAAAGCGUAUUCUUUAGGACGUUCAACUCGGUGCAGUUUAAAUUAAUCUCGCGUCGACGAUGUAUUUGUCUUUUUAUAUAGCGAUAAAAACGCGUGUACAUACAUAUGUAAAAAGUAUAGACUUACAUGUAGGCAUAAGUAGUGAAAGGGAAAAGAGAAGUAUAUAAAGUAAAACACUCGUAGAGAUUCGCGAUUCUCUUACGUCUUCGACGAGGGAAGAAGCAACGCGCAAAAGAGAAAAAACACCCAGUUCGAGACGUCUUGUGAGUUUUUUUUACCGCUUGCUAUUAUCAGAUCGUGUAACACAUUGAUAUUAUACACAUACCGAUUCUCUCUCAUAUGAGGAUACAUGAAACAUGUGAUCGUUGCAUUUUAUCAUGAUAUUACACAUUAAACUGAGAAAAGAUAUAUGUAUAUGUAUAUAUCAUUUUUCUUCUGACAUUAAGCACGAUCGAGUAUUAAAAUUAAAGAAAGAGAAAGCGUCGUGUGUCGAGAUGAAAAAUUGCGUGUACGUGUAUGAGUUGAGUGUACACACACACGCACGUGUACCGCGAGACAUAUACUUAAUUUGCGUCAACCUAACUGUUCAGUGUACGUAUGAGAGAUACAUUAGACAGUCAUAUAUAUGGACACAUAUGGAUCUAUAUGAGACGUCAUGGGCGAAACAUGGAGAAAUGCCCGACGAUCGAGAGAGAAUCGAGGAGAGAUGAAUGAGCAAGGUUGGGAAGUAACGCAUUACUCGUGCCGCCAUUACCCCGUUUAAAGUUACUUUAUUUUUAAUUAAAUUUUAAUUACACAAUAAUUACGAUUUAAUCCCGUUUUUCAAAUAAUGAUUAAUGAUGAACAAUUAUGAUUGUCUUUACCUCCGUUUACUUCGCAAAAAUUAUCAAGACUCGAUGAAGAAAGUAAAGAAAUUAUAACGACACGAGUUUCUUGAGCAUCGAUGACGAUAACGUUUUACUUUUCUAAUGCAUGACGAGCAACGAGUUGCUUGUAAAAAAUAACUUUCCCAAUUCUGCCAAUUGAAGGGAAUGUAAUUUAUCCUUACCUCGAUUGCAUCGUAAGACGUCUAUCAGACGGUCACUGGUUCUAAAGCACACUUCUUUCUUCUGAACUAUGCAUAUAAAUUACGUGAACAAGGUGCAUUCUCGCUAAACACUCGUAUGGUCUACUCUAGAUAAAUGUAAGGGGAGGUUUCGUAUCAAUAUAUAUUUAAUCGAUCCGAUUCGACAAACGAAUAGCUACUUAAUAAGCGCGUUUCAUAAUACUACUUUUAGACGCGCACCUCCGAUGAUUUAAACAACCGUCUUUAGGACGAAUAUUAUUCCUACAUACGCGACUCCGCGUGCAUAUCUAUUAGAUCGGUGCGCUAAUAAUGGUCGAUCUUCGCCGGUCCCUUCUGUCUCCUUGUCGUGAUAUUGUUACUGUUAAAUUUAAGAGUUGGAUAGACUCGUACGCAUUUGACACAGACGAAUCAAGAAUGAAGAAUAAAUUUAAGACAAUGUAAUAUAGAGAUAGAAAACGGAGAUUAUAAUGAUAUAACGCGAGAUCGGCGAUUAUACUUCUUCGCAUCGACCCGAGAUAUACAACCUCUCAGUAGUUGACCAAAAACUUAAACAUAUACACAUUUAAUUACGUUAUAAGUAAUUGCGUCAUAUAUACAUACAUAUAUGUAUAUAUGUGUAUGUAUGUACGAGGUACACACGAGGUAUACACGAACACUUUCUUUCGAUGCAAGUAAGAAACGCAACUGUUUAUCCAAUGAGAGAACUUAACUUCUGAGAAUGUACGAAUAUAGUUCUCUCAUUGAAUCGUCGGUUUUGCGUUUUAAGCUGCAACGAGAGAAAAGUGUUCCAACCGUAAAAGCGAGUAUAAACCGCGCAAUGAGCGAUAUAUUGUCUUAUAAGAGGAAAACCUGUGUAUCCGGAGGAAAAUCUACGCAAUCGCGCGUGUAAAAUGACUCUGCCGAUUAUUGUGCCAAAAAUGUACGCCAUCUAUACGGAAAUCACGUACAUUUUUUAUACGGUUGUAAAAGGUCUCGUUGCGUUCUCCGCGUAAAGAUUAUCUCAUUUUUCAACGUCAUUUCAUCCGCUCGUACGGAUCUGUCGAGGAUAGAUUUUAACGGCAUUGUAAAUAACUACAAAAAAGUAAGGGUUUCAUCUUUUUUUAUUCCAUGACGUUUUAUCAUUCACUAAUUUCACUGAACGGAAUUGCGUUACCUUCAUUCGUGUGUAUAUACAUAUAUUUAUACAUUAUACAGGAAAAGAAAGAGAGACGAAAAUCACUCGUGUGUGGCGUAUGUGUGUGCGUGUAUGUGUGUGUGUGUGUCGCCUGUCGCAUGCGACAUAGUGUGCAUGUGAGAGAUACUUGUACGCAGUAUAUUUAAAUUCUUCCCCGAUAUACAUUCCUAUUAUACAUACACGAUAUUCUAUAUACAUACGACGCAAAAAAAGAUCACCACACUACAGAGACAGACGAUACAUAUAAUACCGAAAUACAUUGUGAAUAUUAAUGCCAUCGCGUUCGAUGUCGCAUUCGCUCAAAAAAAGUUCAGAUGCGCAAAUAACAUUUGAUGUUAACAUUUGCAAUCUAUUUUGGUUGGAUGGCUUAUUAGAAGCGCGAUAUUAACCCGUUAUCCGAAUAAAAUAAAGUCUCAUAUCACAUGUA